UUUACGUAUUUUAUUUCUAACUUCGUUCAACGUCAAUCGAUUUAAUUGAGCAAUUUCGAACAUGAAUUUGAACAAAGCCAGAAAUGAAAUGAUCACGAUGUCCGAGCAAGUGUGCAAGGAUGCGGAGCAGUGGCAACGGGGGAUCCAGAAUGGUCAGGUGGCCAUGAAGCAAAUCAGGACCAUAAAUCUUAAGCUAUUCAGCACGGAGAAUAAGCUCAACAAUGCGGACUCCCGUAAGGAGCUGCAGAUCACGGAGAAACGAAUCAACCAGUUGUACCAACGCCUCCAACGUCCUCUCGCUACGAUAGACAAAAUCUUGAAGACCCUGACCGAGAUCAGGGACAACACUGCCAGGAUGUUAAACCGCUUGACUCUAUUUUUGGACGACGAUACACUGGCGAAGCACAUGAUCACGCCCAAGCUCGAGAGUUCCAAGCUUCUGGGGGUGCUGCAGUUCCUGAGCCACCGUUACGAUGCCGAAUGGGAGGUCAAGGAGAUGGUCGUGAACGACCUGGAGAGCAUCAGCAACUCCUAUGAGCUGGAUCUUGUGAUGGAUUGCUGGACCAUUUGCAGUCACGCAGGUGGUCCGGAGUUCUCCAACAUGAUGCGCGAAUAUUACCUGAUCAUUGAUCGCCGGCGACCUGUGGUGAAGCCAAUGUGAAACGAGGAAAUAUCCUAUUUUCGGUAUACCAAGAGGGUCAAUUACAUUUAAAUCCACUAUAUUAAGAAAACACGUUACGUUUUAAAUUUGAUGUUAGUUUUAUUUGAAAAAUUGUUUUUUAGUUUGUAUUUGUUACCGCCUGUUUGCCAAACAAAUCUAUAAUCUGUAAAGAAAUUACAAAAAAUUUGUUGUUCCUUUUUUGUGUCGUUUUUGCUUUGCACAUUUAAAAUUUGACCCAUUUUUUGACCUUUGCUAUUUGCUCUUCGAUUUUGCUCUUGUUUCGUUUAUGACUUGGUAGCAAAACAAAACUUAAUUGUAAUUUUACUACAACAACAUUUUGUUUUUGCCCUUUAAUUCAAUUGUAUAUAUUAUAUAAUAUGCAAUUCUGUAGCUAGAUUUUGACAUUCAUGUUCUCGUACAAAUCUCGAUAUAUAUUUGUAUAUAUAUAGUGUGUGUAUGGUGUCUAUAACAUGCGCUCUUUUGUUUUAUAAACAAAUGUCUGUCCUCACUUGAAAUUGCUCCACGUCCUUCGAUUUUGGGGAUUUGUUUUGUUUUCGGGACUCAUCGGUCGGAUGUCCUCGAAACUAAUUUAACUUAAUAAUUGCAUACUAGGCUAGGCUAGUAAAUGUUUUCCUCGACAACGCUUAAUGCACUUUUUUGUUUGUAUCUUCCUUUGCUUUGUGGUUUUUUGCUUUUCUCUUUUUUGUUGUUUAAUUUUUAAUUAGUUCUCAAGCCUUAAACUUGUCCUAAAUUAUCUUUACAAUGAACGUGUAUAACUUGUAGUCGCUCGCAUUUCCUCAACUUAAUCUCCAAGUGAAUUCUGGUUGUCCUUAGUUUAAUCUAAUCCGUAUUUAGAAAAUGUUCAACUCGUAAACUGAGUUUUAUUUAUUAAAAAACUGUUCCCAUUUUGGUUUUAAAUCCAUAUCCAUAUAUAUUUUUCCUUUUGUUUUCUUUAUUUAUUUUUUUUUUUUUUGGUUUCGUUUGCUAUGAAUGCUUGUUGUCAAUUGUUGCGGUAAAUGUUUCGAGUUGGCUUUCAUUUUUUAUAUUUCUGUUUUCAAGACAUUUGUUGUGCUUUACACUUAAUUAUUGCUAUAAUUAUUUGCUUUUAUUGGCGCCCGGCAAAUUUGGUUUCCCGGGAAAUGAAUGAGAGAGUGUGUGGCAACUGAAACC
Molecule: messenger RNA, 1831 nt
Organism: Drosophila yakuba
Lineage: Eukaryota; Metazoa; Arthropoda; Insecta; Diptera; Drosophilidae
Exons: 2
Coding region: 62-661 (199 amino acids)
Source: RefSeq, a predicted model, not a curated record